This is a messenger RNA of Phragmites australis (common reed), 1008 nucleotides long. RefSeq names its product zinc finger protein 2-like. Bases 169 to 561 code for a protein of 130 amino acids. The transcript has a single exon. Gene Ontology annotation, molecular function: DNA-binding transcription factor activity. NCBI's taxonomy places the organism in Eukaryota, Viridiplantae, Streptophyta, Magnoliopsida, Poales, Poaceae. The record is from RefSeq and is a predicted model, not a curated record.
CCCUACACUUGCUAGUAUACACGUACUCGAGCAUAUGGGAUUGUGGUGCAGCACAGUACAUUAAUUAUUCCUCCAAACAGCUAGUUAGCUUCAGCUUCAAUUCGCUCACCACCUUUGAAGUUGGAGGUGCCUUAAUUUGUUCAGCUGUGCUGUCCUCGGCCCCGCGCCAUGGAUCCCAACGCCGAGGGCGGCGGCGGCGAGGGAGACCUCGACCUCAACCUCUCCCUUCAGCCGUCCUUGGCGCCUGAGCCGGACCCACCGGGGUACUUCUCCUGCACCUACUGUAACAAGAAAUUCUACUCCUCGCAGGCGCUCGGCGGUCACCAGAACGCCCACAAGUUCGAGCGGAGCGUUGCCAAGCGCGCCCGCGAGCUGGCCGCCGCUCGCCGGCACGCCGGCCAGGGCGGCGAGCGGGCCGACGAGGAGGUGGGGAGGGGGAAGGAAGAAUCGGCCAUUGCUGCGCGGGGCUCGGCGGCGAGCUCCUCGCAUCAGAUCAGGGCGUCGCCAACAGAGGUCGGCCGGGACCUCACAGACGAGAUCGACCUCUCCCUGAAGCUAUGAUUGGCUGCUCCUGCUGUUCACGGUCCUGGAGAUUCUUUCGCAGGAACAUACGAGGAUUCAAUUAACCCUUUCCUGAGUUCUUGUCAUUAUGUGGUUGUGCUCAUGAAGCUUCUGUUGGUUAGGUUCGGCAUGCAUCGAUCAAACUGGAAGCAAUUUCUUUUUGGUUUCCCUUGAUCCCCUCCUUCGAUAGGAUCUCCUCGUUCACCUCAUCUCCUCCUUCCUUUUCUUUCAACCAUUUUUUUGGAGAUGUUUUUUCCCCAAAUUUUUACCUGUAGUACUAUUACUUUGUCAUGCGUAAAGCCUAGAAAUGGAAACAUAAGCAAGGUGAAGAGUCGAUGAUUGCUUGGGGACUGUACAUGAAAUUGUUACUGCAGGUACGUACACAUUAGUACAUGGCCGCAGUAACUGAGUAACUCUUACUUUACAUAAUCCAAGGCAAAUUAAAUC